Pogoniulus pusillus (Red-fronted tinkerbird) is the source of this 1115-nucleotide messenger RNA. RefSeq names its product tripartite motif containing 63 (gene TRIM63). Gene Ontology annotation, cellular component: cytoplasm. Bases 51 to 1115 code for a protein of 354 amino acids. Gene Ontology annotation, molecular function: zinc ion binding; ubiquitin protein ligase activity. Gene Ontology annotation, biological process: protein ubiquitination. The transcript has 8 exons. The record is from RefSeq and is a predicted model, not a curated record. Lineage: Eukaryota; Metazoa; Chordata; Aves; Piciformes; Lybiidae.
AGCGGCAGCCGCGGGGCGAGGGAGCGGAGAGCCAGAGCAGCGUGGUACCGAUGGACUUCCCAGCCGGCAUCCUGCGGGAUGGCAGCCCCAUGGAGAGCCUGGAGAAGCAGCUCAUCUGCCCCAUCUGCCUGGAGAUGUUCAGCAAGCCGGUGGUGAUCCUGCCCUGCCAGCACAACCUCUGCCGCAAGUGCGCCAACGACGUCUUCCAGGCUGCCAACCCGUACUGGCAGAGUCGGGGGGGCAGCGUGAUCUCAGGGGGGCGGUUCCGGUGCCCGUCGUGCCGCCACGAGGUGCUGCUGGAUCGCCACGGAGUCUAUGGGCUGCAGAGGAACCUGCUGGUGGAGAACAUCAUUGACAUCUACAAGCAGGAGUGCUCUAGCAGGCCGCUGAAGAAGGGGGACCACCCCAUGUGCAAGGAGCACGAGGACGAGAGGAUCAACAUCUACUGCGUCACCUGCGAGGUGCCCACCUGCUCCAUGUGCAAAGUCUUCGGUGCCCACAAGGACUGCGAGGUUGCCCCCCUGGAAAACGUCUUCCAGGGCCAGAAGACCGAGCUGAACAACUGCAUCUCCAUGCUGGUGGCAGGGAACGACCGGAUCCAAACGAUCAUCUCCCAGCUGGAGGACUCCUGCCGAAGCACCGAGGAGAACAGCGAGGCGGCCAAGCGGGAGCUGUGUGGCCGCUUCGACGCCUUGGCAGCGCUGCUGGAGGAGAAGAAAUCGGAGCUGCUGCAGCGCAUCAGCCGCGAGCAGGGCGACAAGACCAGCUUCAUCCAGGGCCUCAUCUGCCAGUACAAGGAGCAGCUGGAGAAGUCCAGCAGGCUGGUGGAAACGGCCAUCCAGGCCAUGGAGGAGACUGGAGGGGCUGCCUUCCUCAUGAACGCCAAGCAGCUCAUUCAGAUGAUUGUGGAAGCCUCCAAGGGUGGCAGGCUGGAGAAGAUCGAGCAGGGCUACGAGAGCAUGGAAGCCUUCUCCGUCAGCCUGGACCACCUCACUGAAGCAGUCAAUGCUUUGGACUUCGACCUCGCUGAGGAAGACGAGGAAUACUUUGAUGGGGAGGAAGAAGACGUGGAGCAGGACGUGGUGCCUGAGAGGACAGUGAUGGGUAACGUCUAA